CAGGGUCCAUUUCUAACCCUGGCAAAUGUAAGCGUUUGCUACUUAAGACUUGGGGUCAGAUCAAUUCUGUCCCUCAUGUCUAUAGGAAAAGGCAUUUUCUUCAUAAACUGACGGUUCAGAUCAUCAUGCCUGUCGACCUUGAUAAAGAGAGACAACAGUGCUUAGAAGCACGAGGAGAGUGUCUGGACCUGGGAAAGAAGAUCAGCGUUCCUCAGGAUGUAAUGAUGGAGGAGCUGAACCUGCACUCAAACAGGGGGUCCAGAAUGUUCCAAGAGAGACAAAAGAGAGUGGAGAAGUUCACGCUAGAAGGUGUCGGAAAGCGAGCUGACAACCAAAGCGAGACACUAUGUAAUGAGGCUACAGAAGGGCUGACAGAUAGAGCUCACUGCAGCACAAAGGUCAGUCCACCAGAGAGAAACAACCUGCUGGCUACACUCCGUCACACUGUAGCCAAAAAGGGAAGUUCAAGCGUUCUUGCACCAGGAUAUUCAGGGCCCCUGAAAGAAAUUCCCCCUGAGAAGUUCAAUUUUACUGUAAUCCCCAAGUCCUACUGCUCACCAUGGGAAGAACAGAGCGACAAUGAAACCUUGCUGGCUGCCAUUAACUCUCAACUGCCUGAACCUCCUCACAAACUCGUUCCUGCUAACUACAGAUGCUUCAACAGAGCUCCAAUGCCAUUUGGAGGAACAACAGGUAGCACCCGGACUCUGCCUCUGCCUGGCUUUGAACUCAUGCAGGCCUACACAGAGCCAAACCUCACCUGGGAGAGAAUGUGUGAUCGGCCCAACUUUAACCGCACACCGAGAGGCUGGAAAGCUUAAAGCACUGCCGAGACCUUGGAACUAUAAAGCAGGAAUAGUGAAGAGCUGCAUUUCAAACAUCUCUGGGCACUCGCUGUACGCACACUUCAUCAGCAUGCAUGAAACUCAUCAUAUAAACUGCAAACUGAGCCAACACACACAAUAUUUUCUAAUCAAGGUUUACAUCUAGCUACAAUUGUACAGUUAUCCGUUUUAAAAGAGAUGACAUUAAAAUGGAACAAGACAAACAAUA
Molecule: messenger RNA, 1053 nt
Organism: Ictalurus furcatus (blue catfish)
Lineage: Eukaryota; Metazoa; Chordata; Actinopteri; Siluriformes; Ictaluridae
Product: myozenin-2
Exons: 6
Coding region: 126-821 (231 amino acids)
Cellular component (GO): actin cytoskeleton; Z disc
Molecular function (GO): telethonin binding; actin binding; FATZ binding
Source: RefSeq, a predicted model, not a curated record